AUGGCCGAUUCAUCCUCAAACACGGUUUCCGGUUCGUCAGCCCAUGAGAUGCCUCCUCCAGAGCAGGACGGGCAGCACCGACCCCCACCAGCCCCACGGCUGCCACCUGCACCCAGCACAGUGAGAAACACAGCGGGGAGACACCAGAGCUCCAUCUGCGCCCUGGCACGGCUGUUGGUGCGGCUGGGCAAGGACCAAAGCGGGUGUGAGCCCCCAGGCAGCCAAGGGAGGAAAGUGGCCGGCAAAUCCCGCCUGUCCCUCAGGAGAAGCUGCUGGAAGCUCGGCCGCACCUCAGUGCUGGAGCUGCCCCGGCCACGUACUCUCCCCCUCCCAUGUCCCCCCCGGCCCGUCCCUCCCGGCCGUGUCCCCCCGCUCUCCCCCCGUUCAGCACCGCGGACAGAUCCCGGCCCCGCUCCCAUCACGUGGCUCCCCGCCCCUAUAAAGCGCGGGGCCGGAGCGGCGCGUCCUGCGGGAGGCGCGGAGCCGGCGGAGCGCCCGAGAGCGGUUUCUGGCCCCGGAGUGGCUGCGAUGCGGGUCAGGAUGAUCUCGGCUGCCUCCGUCCUCGUCCUGCUCUUCCUGCCCUCGGAGACCUGCUCCCCGCUGCAGUGGCCCCGGGCUCCGUCCCGCAGGCUGACCCUGGCCCCCCAACUCACCUGGGAGCCCUGGAUGGGAGCCCCGAGAGCCCCGGUCCCCGGCACCGAUGCCCUGCCCCAAAGACUGUGCCUGUUCCACGGGGCAGAGCUCGCCCCGGCCCCCCGAGCCCGGCGGGCGCUGCAAACCGGCAAGAGGCGAGACGGAAAACCCAACUCGCUGGAUCUCACCUUCCACCUCCUGCGCGAGUUCCUGGAAAUGUCCCGGGAGGAGAGACUGGCCCAGAAGGCGCUCAGCAAUAAGCUCUUGCUGCAGAGUAUAGGGAAAUGAGGGAGGGUCGCUGGAGGUGGGGGAAUGAAGGAGACCGACCCCGUAACGAGACACCACGGCGGAGCGGAGAACGGGGGGAUGCUGUGGGCUGCAGCCGUGCCCCGGGAGUCCCCACCUUGCCUGGCAGUGUUGCUGUCACUGCGUCCCGCGUGUCACUGUUGUGCAUUAAAGUCACAGUCGU
Melospiza melodia melodia is the source of this 1102-nucleotide messenger RNA. Its product is annotated as corticoliberin-like. Gene Ontology annotation, biological process: negative regulation of epinephrine secretion; negative regulation of glucagon secretion; positive regulation of cortisol secretion. Gene Ontology annotation, molecular function: corticotropin-releasing hormone activity. NCBI's taxonomy places the organism in Eukaryota, Metazoa, Chordata, Aves, Passeriformes, Passerellidae. The transcript has 4 exons. Gene Ontology annotation, cellular component: extracellular region. Bases 1 to 921 code for a protein of 306 amino acids. The record is from RefSeq and is a predicted model, not a curated record.